AUGCUCUUUGCUAAUAAACAUGGGGAACAAGAAAAAGAUGAGGAGAUCAAUGAACUCAAGAAAGAAGUCAAGAUCAAUGAACACACAAUUCCCCUCGAAGAACUCCUCGCGAGAUACCAAAGCAAUGUUGACACGGGAUUGACCAGAGCGAAAGCCGCUGAAUAUCUGGCUCGUGAUGGACCCAAUGCUCUCUCGCCACCAAAAACCACUCCGGAAUGGAUUAAAUUCUGCAAAAACUUGUUCGGAGGAUUCGCCUUGUUGCUCUGGGUGGGAGCCGUGCUUUGCUACAUUGCUUACUCAGUCGACUACUUCACCAUGGAGUACCCAUCAAAGGACAAUCUCUACCUUGGAAUCGUGUUGAUGAGUGUCGUCAUUGUCACCGGAUGCUUCCAAUACUAUCAAGAAAGCAAAUCAAGCAAAAUCAUGGACUCGUUCAAGAACAUGGUCCCCCAAUACGCGCAAGUCAUUCGUGAUGGCAGCAAGCAUCAAAUUCGAGCCGAAGAAAUCGUCAUUGGAGAUAUCGUCGAAGUGAAAGGCGGUGAUCGUGUCCCAGCUGAUAUCCGUGUCAUCUCGUCUUUCGGAUUCAAGGUGGACAACUCAUCUUUGACCGGAGAGUCCGAACCCCAAACCCGAUCCCCUGACUGCACCAACGAGAAUCCCCUUGAGACCAGAAACAUCGCUUUCUUCUCGACCAAUGCCGUUGAAGGAACUUGCAAGGGAGUUGUCAUCUACACCGGAGAUCGAACUGUGAUGGGACAAAUCGCUCACUUGGCUUCAGGAUUGGACGCUGGAAUGACUCCAAUUGCCCGCGAGAUCGAGCACUUCAUCCAUUUGAUCACCGGAGUCGCCGUCUUCCUUGGAGUCACUUUCUUCAUCAUUGCCUUCGUUCUCGGAUAUCACUGGCUUACCGCCGUUGUCUUCCUCAUCGGUAUCAUUGUCGCCAACGUGCCCGAAGGUCUCAUCGCCACCGUCACUGUGUGUCUCACCUUGACCGCCAAGCGAAUGGCCUCAAAGAACUGCCUUGUGAAGAACUUGGAAGCUGUGGAGACUCUUGGAUCGACCUCGACCAUCUGCUCUGAUAAGACCGGAACCCUCACACAAAACCGAAUGACUGUCGCCCACAUGUGGUAUGACCAAAAGAUCUACGAGUGCGAUACAACCGAGAAUCAAUCAGGAACUCAAAAGAAGAACACCGGACCCACUGCUGAUGCUCUUAUUCGUUGCGCCGCCCUCUGCUCACGUGCCGAGUUCAGACAAGGACAGGUUGAUAUCCCCGUGUUGCGUCGUGAGUGCUCAGGAGACGCCUCCGAGAUAGCUAUUCUCAAGUUCUGUGAGCUCACACUUGGCGGCGUUGUUCCAUACAGAGAGAAAGCAACCAAGAUUGCUGAGAUUCCUUUCAACUCCACCAACAAAUAUCAGGUGUCAAUUCACGAUCCGAUCAACAGCGACAAAUAUCUUCUUGUGAUGAAGGGAGCCCCCAGAAAGAAUCCUCGAUGUCUGCUCGACAAUUCUCCUCAACGGACAGGAAGUCGAGCU
Molecule: messenger RNA, 1536 nt
Organism: Mesorhabditis belari
Lineage: Eukaryota; Metazoa; Nematoda; Chromadorea; Rhabditida; Rhabditidae
Source: the annotation of a GenBank genome assembly